CUCCCCCGGGCGGCGGUGCCCCCUGGCACCUUCGAAAUGUCCUCAGUGACUCUGUGGAGAGCUCAGAUGAUGAAUUCUUUGAUGCCAGAGUAAACUGGAUUCCAGCAGGAGGGAGGUUGUGUCUCGCCCUGCACACAAGGAGAUGGCUGAAGGGAAGAAUGCCAUCCUCAUUGGGAUGAGCCAGUGGAACUCCAAUGACCUCGUGGAACAGAUGGAGACCAUGGGGAAACUGGAGGAGCAUCAAGGAGAAGGGACCGCACCAUGCACAUCCAGCAUCCUCCAGGAGAAGCAGCGAGAACUGUACCGGGUUUCCUUGAGAAGACAGAGGUUCCCUGCCCAGGGAAGCAUUGAGAUCCAUGAAGACAGUGAGCCGCCUCUCUUUCUCUAUAUCAACCGACAUGGCUCUCAGGAAGGCUGCCCGCAGCGCUCCUGCAAGACACACGUCCUCCUGCUGGUGCUGCAUGGGGGCAACGUCCUGGACACUGGCACCGGGGACCCGUCCUGCAAGGCAGCCGACAUCCACACCUUCAGCUCCGUGCUGGAGAAGGUCACACGAGCCCACUUCCCUGCUGCCCUGGGCCACAUCCUCAUCAAGUUCGUCCCCUGUCCUGCUAUCUGCUCUGAAGCUUUCUCACUCGUCUCUCACCUGAACCCCUACAGCCACGAUGAGGGCUGCUUGAGCAGCAGCCAGGACCACGUCCCUCUGGCCGCCCUUCCCCUGUUGGCCAUCUCCUCCCCGCAGUACCAGGAUGCUGUCGCCACCGUCAUCGAGCGAGCCAACCAGGUGUACAGAGAGUUCCUCAAGUCCUCCGAUGGGAUUGGCUUCAGUGGGCAGGUAUGUCUCAUCGGGGACUGCGUGGGCGGCCUCCUGGCCUUUGAUGCCAUCUGCUACAGUGCGGGGCCCUCCGGGGACAGCCCUGCCAGCAGCAGCCGGAAGGGGAGCAUCAGCAGCACCCAGGACACCCCAAUUGGGGAGAAGGAUUGCAGCCUGGCCAGCAGCAAGCGUCUCAGCAAGAGCAACAUUGACGUCUCCAGCGGGUUGGAGGAUGAGGAAUCCAAGAGGCCGCUGCCGCGGAAACAGAGUGACUCCUCCACCUAUGACUGUGAGACCAUCACCCAGCACCACGCCUUCCUCUCAAGCAUCCACUCCAACGUGCUAAAGGAUGAGUCUGAGACCCUAGCGGCCGGGGGGCUGCAGCUCCCCGAGGUCAGUCUGGGCCGCUUUGACUUCGACGUGUCUGACUUCUUCCUCUUCGGCUCACCGCUGGGCCUGGUCCUGGCCAUGCGGAGGACGGUGCUGCCUGGGCUGGACGGCUUCCAGAUGCGCCCUGCCUGCAGCCAGGUCUACAGCUUCUUCCACUGUGCAGACCCCUCUGCCUCUCGGCUGGAGCCGCUGCUGGAGCCCAAGUUCCACCUGGUGCCCCCUGUCAGUGUGCCCCGCUACCAGAGGUUCCCACUGGGCGAUGGCCAAUCCCUCCUCCUCGCUGAUGCCCUGCACACCCACAGCCCCCUCUUCCUGGAGGGCAGCUCCUGGGACAGCCCGCCUCUUCUGGACACCCCUGCCUCGCCCCCUCAGGCCUCAAGGUUCCAGCGCCCAGGACGGAGGAUAAGCGAGGGCAGCUCCCACAGCGAGAGCUCAGAGUCCUCGGACGGCAUGGCACCCGUGGGUGCCUCCCGCAUCACAGCCAAGUGGUGGGGAACCAAGAGGAUCGACUACGCCCUGUACUGCCCUGAUGUCCUCACGGCCUUCCCCACCGUGGCCCUGCCCCACCUCUUCCACGCCAGCUACUGGGAGUCCACGGACGUGGUCGCCUUCAUCCUGAGACAGGUGAUGCGCUACGAGAGUGUGAACAUCAAGGAGAGUGCCCGCUUGGACCCCGCAGCACUAAGCCCUGCCAGCCCCCGAGAGAAGUGGCUUCGUAAGCGGACCCAGGUCAAGCUCAGGAAUGUGACGGCUAAUCACCGGGCCAACGACGUGAUUGCCGCUGAAGAUGGCCCCCAGGUCCUGGUGGGGCGGUUCAUGUACGGGCCACUCGACAUGGUGGCUUUGACUGGAGAGAAGGUGGACAUCCUGGUAAUGGCAGAGCCGUCCUCAGGCCGCUGGGUACACCUGGACACGGAGAUCACCAACAGCAGUGGUCGAAUCACAUACAAUGUGCCCCGGCCCCGGCGCCUGGGGGUCGGCGUCUAUCCUGUGAAGAUGGUCGUCAGGGGCGACCAGACCUGUGCCAUGAGCUACCUCACGGUGUUGCCGCGGGGCAUGGAGUGCGUGGUGUUCAGCAUUGACGGGUCCUUUGCGGCCAGCGUGUCCAUCAUGGGAAGUGACCCCAAGGUCCGGCCGGGCGCAGUGGACGUUGUCCGGCACUGGCAGGACCUGGGCUACAUGAUCCUUUACAUCACGGGGCGGCCGGACAUGCAGAAGCAGCGGGUGGUGUCGUGGCUGUCCCAGCACAACUUUCCCCAGGGCAUGAUCUUCUUCUCGGACGGGCUGGUGCACGACCCGCUGCGGCAGAAGGCCAUCUUCCUGCGCAACCUCAUGCAGGAGUGCUUCAUCAGAAUCAGUGCGGCCUAUGGCUCCACAAAGGACAUCUCUGUCUACAGUGUGCUGGGCCUGCCAGCCUCCCAGAUCUUCAUCGUGGGCCGGCCCACCAAGAAGUACCAAACCCAGUGCCAGUUCCUGAGCGAGGGCUACGCAGCACACCUGGCCGCGCUGGAGAGCAGCCACCGCUCGCGCCCCAAGAAGAACAACUCACGCAUGAUCCUGCGCAAGGGCAGCUUCGGGCUCCACGCGCAGCCGGAGUUCCUGCGGAAGCGCAACCACCUGCGCAGAACCAUGUCCGUGCAGCAGCCCGACCCGCCCGCCGCCAACCCCAAGCCGGAGCGGGCGCAGAGCCAGCCCGAGUCCGACAAGGACCACGAGCGGCCGCUGCCCGCGCUCAGCUGGGCGCGCGGGCCCCCCAAGUUCGAGUCGGUGCCCUGAGGGGCGGGUCGUGCUCCGAGCAGGGAGGGGGCGCCCAACCAGGCUGCCUGCGGGGACUGGAGGGGCGGCCCUCUCCCCGACACAGGCGUUUUCCUGCUUUUUCCCUCCCGUGUCUGUCCAGCAGUGUCCGAGCAGAGCGGGGAGGGACCCUGCCCGGCCUCGGGGGCUCCCUGGGCUGCGACGGGGUGAGAUCCAGGGGUCUCAAUGCAGCCACUGCUGCCUCCCAUGUGCCUGUGACCGCACGCCCGCCCGAGUAGGGUUCUUGUUUGUGUCAUCCUGGGGGCAGGCUUGCCCUGGGCUGGUGCGUUUGGGCAAAGUCGACCAUCCUCAGUCCCCAGGCUUCACAGUGAGCUGGGCUGGCCCUCAAGGGGCAGCCCCAGCCCCGGGACCCAGCGCCGCUGGCAAGCACAGCUUCUCGGCUGGUUUGUGGAGGCGUGAGUGGCAUGUGUGCCCGCCCUCCCUGUGGCCCUUGGUCUUGUUUGGGUUGGCGCUCUUAUGGCAAGAUGGCCACUUUCUGGGAGUGAGAGCGCAUCCCCUGGCUCAUCUUAAUGCCGUCUCUGUCCACAGUCCUGGGGAGGUGGAGUCUGGUGCUGACGGUCUGUCCUGUGGCUGUCCAUUGUCCCCAAACACCCACCCCCACUUGUCCUAAGUGUCCUCACCAUUUCUCUGUGGCCCUGGGGGCCAGGGGUUCCUCUUCCUGGAGCCCUGCCUCAUGCCCUCCCUCAGGAGGCUGCAGCCUUGGGCUCUGGCUCAGCUGGGCUGGCUGUGAGCCCCUGAGCUGGUUGCUUGCCCUCUCUGGGCCCCUUCUGUUAUUGGAGGGAUCCCCUAGCUGAGAUUGGUGUGAGUCUUUGACUCCAGUGUGUCCUGGAGUUUGGCCCCUUGAGGCUUUUCAGGUCUAAGGGCCCCUCAGAGUGUCCUGUGACCCAUGCCUUUCACAGAGCCUGGGAGACAGGGUCUGGGUGGGUUGGGAACGAGAAGGAGGGGCUCUUAAAAGAGCUGCUCUGGGCCGGCUGGGAAGGGAUCCCUACUCCAUGGAGAGGCGCAGUUGGUUUGCCUUGCACUGAUGCCCAAACUGGGUGUCCCAGGGACAACCCACCUCCAUCUCCGACCAAAUGACCUGGCUCCCCCUACCCCCAGCUCUGCCAGGACCCAUUUAUCCUUUUUGGCUCCUGGGGGCAUAGAGCAGAGAUUCCGAGGUUCUAGGGGGUUCCUGGAAGUUUGGUUCCAACUGUUGCAUUCUUUUCCCUUUCCCCUGCCGCUCAGUGUGUUCCAGUACUCUCCUCCUGGGUAGUCCCCUGAGGUCGGCAGGUCUUGGCCCUUCUGGGGCCCCUAAAGCCAGCCCAGGCCCUCCUGCUGCUGAGCCUUGGCCUGGGCAUUGGUUUCCUGCAUCCCCUGGCCCCCUGACUCCCUGGCCCAGGCCCACACCAGCUGUGUGGGGCUGCCCAGGUGGCCUCUGAGCCCCCAUGGGCCACCUCUGAGGCUGGUCCCAGCAAUUUCAGACGUCUGUAUCCACAGCAGGCAUCUGUGUCAGCUCAGUGUCGCUUCUGCUCAGUGUCUACCUCUCUUGGCUCCCAUGCAGCCAAUGACGCUGCUAUUGGGGGCAGCUGGCACCACCGUUGUGAACUGGCUGGCAAACUGGGUGCCCUCCUGGGGCUGGAGGGGUCUGGGCUCCCAGCCCCCAACCCUGCUCUCUCCACUAGAAAUGUGUCUUCAGUCUGCCAGCUCUUCUGCUCCACUUCUGGCGCCGCCUCCUUCACUCUAGCCCAGGGCUGUUGGUGAGUCUGUGGGGAGGAGUGCCGAUCAGCCUCAGCCUCAGCCUCAGCCUCCUGUAUGGUCCUGCCUCCAGGCUGUUCAUAGGUGCCCAUCCCCCCUUUAACAUUUCACAGUUCUUGGUUUUCCAAAGGCACCAGCUCAUAUGGCAUAGCUACCCCAACCCUAAUCCUUCCCAAAAAUAUUCUGAUUUAAACUUGGGCAGACUUAGUCUGAUUCUUGAAAACUCUUACCAUUUCCUUUUUGCAGAAGCCACUGAUUACUCUAAAAUGAUAAAUACUUAGUAUGAGCUAUUUUGUUCCCAGUUAGAUUCCCUCUUCCCUGAGAACCCCAGGCUAGGUGAGAGGUUGGGGGGGGGGGGCAGAGAGAGAGAGAGAGAGAGAGAGAGAGAGAGAGAGAAAGGAAGACAGAAAGAGAGAGUGAGCACACAUGGGCCAGGAUCCCUGGGGAAUUUGAAGUUAGUGUGACCCAGGUUCUGUGGCUCUGGGUGUCAGAACUGGGACAAGGACCCAGCAGAAGGGCCACCACCCCUUUUGGAAGCAGCUCUGGCUCCAAGCAGGUAGGAAGAUUGUAGCUUUGACCGACAAUGCACACAUGAGAUGCUGAUGGUGUACAGUGAGAUAUUGUGAACACAGUUGGAGCUGUAGUUGGUGUGUGUGAAUGUGUGUACAUGCGGUUCUGUGUCGUGGUGAGACAGCGUAUGUUUCAGUACGGCUUUCACAGCAACUGUGUCACGCAUAUAUGCACUUUCUAUCCUAGCGGUUUGUUCGGUUUUGUCCGUCUAGUGAAGUUGGAGAAAAAAAGAACCAAGUUGUGUUGUCCUCUGGAGGGGGUGCCGCUGCCUCUCCUUGAGUAGUUCUGUGACCCCCAAUCCAGCUGUUUUCUAGAGAAUCUUUCUAGCCUCUGGUAUGCCUGCUUUCCGGCAGCUGGACCAGAUCUUCCCGCCUUACCAAAGCUCCUUGUUUCUUGUGUGGCAUGUUUGUUCUUCCUGAUCUGGCGGCUGUCGUGGCUGAGGGCCUGCCUGCCACCUUCCUUUACCAUUUGCCCUGUUAGGGUUCAGGGUGCAUCCUUAGCCCAGGACCUGCUCUUCCAGCAUCAUGGGUUUUUUUCCUAAAGAUCUCAACGGCUCCCGUGGGCUCUGUAAAAUAUUUUUUUAAAAAGCAGACUCCUUUCACACAUUGGGAUGAAUGGCCCUCUUGUCUGGGUGCUGGGCUACAGCAAACGAAUGUGUUUGAAUUCUAGUAUUCCAGAGAUUCGUGGUGGUGGGUGCUCUGGAAGAGGCGAGGCUGGAUCUCACGGUUUUUAAACUGUAUUUUUACCCCUUUGGGACCCAUAGCUUGCCCUGGAGUCGUUCAUGAGGCACGAGAGUCCUCUGCAUCCUCACUCUCCCACCCAGCCCAGGUGCAGCCCCGGGAGGGGGCCCUGACCCCGCCUUAAACAACCAACUUUCCCACCGAAUCCCAUCUGGGGGGGUUUGGGUGCGAAGUGCCCUGAAAACCUAUUGUCUUUUGGCUCAGCCAAAAGAAACAUCCCCUCCUUCCUUUCCUGCGGCUUAGGGGAACUUUCAUAAAAACCACAGUUAGGGUUAAGUCCAAGCCCUGAUGCCUGACCUGGGUCCUGCUCUCCUUGUUGAGAAACUAACAGGCACUUGGGAGGGAAAUUUGAAUUUGACUCCACCCUCUUUGCGACAUAGGAGAAGCAGGUGACACCAAGGAGGGGCAGGCCAGAAGAGGGCGACUUGUGCACAGGGACCCCCACCCUAGGACCCCUCUGUCCUUUUCUCUUUGUUUACUUGGUGGUGGCAGCCAGCCUGACCUUGUCUGUGGUCUGACUGUUCCUAAGUGUGUAACUUUCAGUAUUAUCUGUGACAGAUGGUUCCAUGGUGAAAAAGGUUUAUUAUAUUCUUUAUGGCUGCCUUGUACAAAAUCCGUUAGAAACGCUAAUGUAAGAUACCAGAUUUCUAACAAAACAAAAACAGCAUUAUGGAGUUAAAAGAUUUUUACAACUGGUCUUGAUUUUGAUGUGAGCUGGUUUUUAGCUCUCAAACGUUGUCACUUAAAUAAAAACCUUAUUUGCCUUUA
Messenger RNA from Sapajus apella (tufted capuchin), 6831 nucleotides. It is a transcript of the gene PITPNM3, whose product is annotated as PITPNM family member 3. NCBI's taxonomy places the organism in Eukaryota, Metazoa, Chordata, Mammalia, Primates, Cebidae. The record is from RefSeq and is a predicted model, not a curated record. Gene Ontology annotation, molecular function: metal ion binding; phosphatidylcholine intramembrane carrier activity; phosphatidylcholine binding. Gene Ontology annotation, cellular component: cytoplasm. The transcript is spliced from 20 exons. Bases 143 to 2980 code for a protein of 945 amino acids. Gene Ontology annotation, biological process: phospholipid transport.